Pocillopora meandrina is the source of this 10161-nucleotide messenger RNA. Lineage: Eukaryota; Metazoa; Cnidaria; Anthozoa; Scleractinia; Pocilloporidae. The record is from the annotation of a GenBank genome assembly.
AUGUAUUUUAACUUUUUUACUUGUUUUUUCAAAGUUCGACCAGAGGUGAGUGUUUCAGGAGCAAGCAAUCUAAUCAGAGAAGGAGACAUAGUGACUUUGACUUGUAAAAUCAUUCAAGGUCGGCCUAAGCCACAGAUAACUUGGCUUAAGAAUAACUUAUCUCAAGGACACAACACGUCUCUCUCCUUUAAUAAGAUAACAAAGGAAGACGCAGGUCUGUACACCUGUAAAGCAAAUAAUAGUGGGGGAAUUUCCACUGAAAAUAUCUAUAUUUCUGUUCAAGGUAAGUUUUCAGCUUUAAAAUUGCAUUUUAAAUCAUUCAGUUGUGUAACCUGCGGCCGUAUGGACCGAGGGCUAAUUGCUGUGGGUUUAAACGCUGGCCAGGAUCUUCUGUGCUGCCUUCUGGGUAAGGAAAUCCCCCCAUCUAGUCGGAGGGUUUUCCUCUUGAAAUCUCUUUCUUUUUUCAACAUUAACUUUAAAAUUUCGAACUGCAUAUCGAUAUUACACAUAUGUACUGCUGGUUAGCUGAGCAAGAUCAUUUUUGUAAUAUCCUCGCGGAUGAAAGUCUUCACUUGCAUGGUGCCUAACUCUCCACACAGAAGUAUUAUUGAACUGUUAAGAAAAAUGAACAAUUGGUAAGUGGUAGUAAUUAAUUUCCGUUGCUUGAUUCAUGAGCGAGGAACCUCUCGCGGUAUCCUUUUAUUUUUUUAUAUUUUAUCUUUUAAAAUUGCAAACGGAAAUGAUACGCGUGUAUUACUGGUUAGCCGUGCUAAUAAAUGAAAUAUAAGUCGGAGAUGGCGAUUAGUUUAAGGGUCGAUCAAAAAUAACCCAGAGGUUGUAAAGAAUGGUUUUUGUAAUAACCGUUUUGAGAUUGAUUUUCGAACAUAAUUUUGAAAAUUGUAUAAGAAAAUAAAGCCAAUGCAAGCAACUACCUGGUUGGGUUUAACGUAUCCUGGGAAAAUGAUGAAUUCUUAGAAAGAUAAUUGUUGUGCGUGCAUGUGCAAUUCACCAAUUGUUUGGGGUGACUCCUUGAUAUAAUCGCUUUGCAACAUUUGUUUUAAUGGUCACUCUGCUCAUUUUGGUCAGGUAACACCAUAGAGACUUUUAACAAAACUCUUUUGAAGCCAGGUUUCACCGUAAUUAGCACCAUUUACCCUACAAUUUCCGUUCAGAGGGUUGCUUUUGGAUUCUUUCGUGUCCAUGAUAAUUACAUUGCUAAGAUAUUAUCAGUGAAGCUGUUUUUGACUAAACUGAUAAUUGUCUCUUUCUCAACACAGAAAAACCCACUGCUCGAAUAAGGCCAAAUUCACAAUCAAUACUCGCCACAGAUGAUGAGCUCACAUUAACUUGCAGCGUCAAUGAAGCAACAGUAAAUAUCACCUGGAAAAAAGAUGGAGCCCCAAUGAAAGAAAGGGCAGUCAUUGAUACGCAAUUGGAGGAGACAACAAGUUAUCUGAAUAUUUCAAAGGUUGUGAAAAACGACAGUGGGAAUUAUUCAUGUGAAGCUCGUAACAGACUAGGAGAUGUGGCCCGCUCGACUGUGAUGAUAAAAGUCAAACGUAAGUGUAUAUCAUUAACCAUUAAAGGUAAUUGGUUUUUAAUGAAACUACUCCUUCUUCUAUUCUUUUUAUUAAGGAACUGUAAAUCAGAAUUUACAAUAUGGCUUUUUAGUAGCAGUAACACCAAGUUGUAAAGACCCAAAUAAUUUGUUGCAAUAUCAUCACUCAUGAUUGUUUUUUCUAUUCGGAUGUCGCUGUCGGUCUAUAUCCAAAUUUCAAUAAUUGAAGGUCGUUUCUCAAUUCAAAACAAGAUUUGAAUGGUGCAGCUCAUCUGCACGUAGUUAUAAUUUACCUUUUCAUAAGGUAAUGAGCAGGCAAAAAUCUAGCUUAAAGUAGUACGCCGUCCUUUGUAGUUGCAAUUACUAAAAUUUAGAAGAUGAGAUCAUCACUUUAAUUUGCUUUGUCGAAUGUUUCCUCCAACUCCUAAUGAGUUAGAACUUACAUAUCGCGCUCAGAUUGAUGGGAAGUCAAAUUUUUCAGGUAAAUGGCAAGGAGAUGACAAAGGUCUUUGAGUUAUUAAAAUAAAUAAAUAAAUAAAUAACUUUAUGGUAGCGUAUAGACUGGUAUGUUGCUCACAUCAAUUAGAUCGUUUAGGGUUUGUAUCUCGCACCAAUCAGAGCAUCGUUUCUGUUCUUUAGUUUGGGGGGUGUUCAUUUAAAAGAAUUGACGGGGGACUCACAAAAUGGAAUCACCAUUUAGAAUGAGAAAUAUUGGCUUCUCUGUGUUUCGAACGUGUAUUUUACCGCGCUUUAUGAGAAAUACGAUACUACUGGACAUAUGAAACACAUCAGAUUACCUAUAGUGAACGUGUUUCUCAUGCUGUGGAAAUGGUGGUUAGUUGUUCGAGAGAAAAUGGAGUUCUUGCACACUGCAGCACGAUCAUGGUUAUUGUUUCUUCACGACGUAAAAAUUUGAAUCAAAUAUUGCUAGAGGUGUUGAUGAACUGCACCAAACAUUUUGGUUUGAGCAGUUCUUUAACGGCAUGCUGUGUUGCAAGAUUCAUGAUUUGUUGAGUGUGCCGAUUAUAUUUUUCUGGAUUGGUUUGCUUGGUGCUAUCUCUAGAUGAGUGUCUGAUUAAAAUUACCUAUGGCCGAUUUUGUUUGGCUCUUAGGAAGCUUUGUCGCCUCGUGUGUCAUCGUGUUUGAUUGAUAUGCAAUGUUAAGAGGUAUUUUCAUUGAACAACAAUUUUUCUACAAAAGAUGGCUGGUUUGGUUGAAGUCAAAUUCAUGGUAAACAUUGUGGUGUGAUCGGGUCUUUCGAUGUUAGAAGUGUGUUGCAAGGUGGAUUUUGUGUCAUUAUUGGCUGUUGAGGGAAAUUUUUUUGGCUGUUUCGAGGGUACUUUUGAGAACACCGGACGAAUGCAAAUGUUUUGAUGCCUGGAGAAAGUGAUCUUGUCGAGUCGUUUGGCUAAGGCUAAGGCUAAGGCUAAGGACGAAUUCAGAUACCAUCGUUAGCACGUUUAUUUGAUUCUGUAACCUAGAAUGAAUGAUUUACCGAGGUACGCUAAUAUGAUGUGAUCUACUCACUUUAAAAAUAUAUCAAGUCGAAGGAACAGUUUUGGUCUCGGUCUGCAUUUAAGUCGACAAAAUAAACACAUACCGCUUAAAAAGAUGAUGGACCAUGUGCAAAGCUGUCAAUUGUUUAUCUAAUAUUGCGCGUGUUAAAUAUUCAAUAGUGACAUCUCAUUUACGUCUACAUCUACUUUUAUUAAGUUGGUAACAUCUGUACAGACAUCACAAAAACCAACUCAAACGCAAAGUGAGAAGACUAUAUGAAGACAUGAAAUUAUAUUAAGAACGAUUUUGAUCAAGAAACGGGCCAGGAAUAUUGCACAAUAGUGCAAAUAAUUGUGAAAGUUUAUCGCGGAAAAGCGAUUGCGUGAUGCUCGGUAAGUUGUAAGAUGACAUGUUAUCACAUACUAGGCUAAAAAAACACUUCAAAUUCUCAGUCUGCAUUUUGUACCCAGUCUGCAGUCUACAUUUUGUACCUGGUCUACAUUUUAUAUCUGGUCUGCACUCUGCAUUCUGCAGUCUGCAGUCUGAAUUUUGCACUAACAGGUAUCCGUGGCACCAAUACAGUUUAUAUAAUAAGCUCAGUUAUGCAUGCAUUCUAAUUGGUUCUCACUUAUGAUCUAUUGGAGGACAGAUGUAUAGAUGACGUCAUCAUUAAAACUUUUUUUAAUUAUUUAUUAUAUAAAACAAAUAGAUUCCAAGUUGACAUGCGUCUGUUCAGUAGUAGAUCACAGAGGACAUCAAAAUUUGGUAAGAACAUCAGUGACACACUUGGCUAUGCCUCAUGUGCCACUUUUUGUUCUGACCAUAUUUUGACGUCAUUUGUGAUCUAUUACUGAACAGAUACAUGGCAACUUGGAAUCUAUUUGAUAAUCAUUUUUGAUAACAGUUAUUUGCACAACACCUUCAAUCGACCACAACAUACCUGUGUGUGAGUUAAUUCAACAUUUUUGUUCUUUUCCGCAUUAACAUUCUCUCCUUUUGUAAAAAUGUAUACAUCACUUACAAUAUUUCAAUUAAUCCACCCACCCCAAAAAAUAACACUUGCAUGCAUAGCAUGCCUAUGUUUUAUUCUUGAGUUAACCAAGCAAGUAAUGUACUGAUAGCAACAGGUUGCAGGUCAUCACAACCAUUCAUUUGAUUGCAGUGUUUACACCCAAGAUCUAGAUCUCUAUGUACCUGUGACAAUUAUCUCAUCGUAACUCUUUUUAAUUUUUCUUUAUAGUUCCACCACAUUUAAAUCCUGAACUCAAGAAUCUUUCAGUUCCACUGAACUCCCCACUUGAAACAGACUGUUUUGAAAGGGGUGAUCUUCCAGUAUUUGUCAACUGGACCAAGGAUGGAAAAGCUCUUGGUAACAGCAAUACAUUAGUUAUUAAGCGGGUGACUUUUGAUGAUGGAGGUUUCUAUGAAUGUGCUGCUGAAAAUCUGGUUGGAAAAGUUGACAUCUCCUUCUGGAUUGAUGUUACUGGUAAAUCGAAAUCAUUUUAUGAAGAUUUACAAACAGUGCUUUGUUAGUUCACAUUAUAGAGCACUGUACUACCAAGUAAUAGUUCAAGCCCUUGACAAGACUUAAACACAGGGUCUAAAAUAGAUGAGGAGAAUAUGCUACCUUUGCUAUGACAUUGGCAAAUGGAUGGGCAUUCUAGUUUCUUGGAUAAGGAGGAUAAACCAGAAGCCCCAUCUCUGGCAUCUUCUCUGCACUGGUUAAACGGGGACUUUAAUGAACCCACAGACUUCUUGCAAGGAGUGGGGAACGUAGCUCCCAGUGUCGAGGUCUGGCCUUGUCAUUGCAGCUUUGAGCUGAACUGGGCCAGCCUAGCUAAAUAUCCCAUCUUCAUACAUACAUACAUAUUCCAUUUUACUUUUGCAUUUUGAUCUUUUAUCAACAUUUCUGAAGCUGAACUCAACUUCUAAGGAAAAGAUAGUAGCUUUUUGGAGAUGCUUUUGUUUAUGUUGGACAUUUGAAUAGUAUUUCCACAAGCCAAGUUUAUUCAUUUGAUUAUUAAUUUAUCUUUCAUUUGGAUACGUAAUUCAUAUUGAUAUCUUUACAGGAUAUGGAAACUUACCUUCUGCAUACGAGUAUAAAUUAAUUUUUUUAUUCUAGUAGUGUUCCCUAGCUAUUCCAAUGUACAGUAUGCUGGUUAUUUUUUUACCUUAAGAAAUUCAUGUACUUAGAAGACUCCCAAAUUUGCUCUUACAUCUAAUUACUGCCAGAUUACUUGUGGUUAUUCAGUUGUAUCUUGAGAACCUAUGUUGAACAUCAGUGGUGCUCUUUUUAUUUUCAGUGUCUCCUCAGAUUUUAUUGUCUCCGGUACACCAAUCUGUUAUUGAUGGAGACCCAGUCAACUUUACUUGCAGUGCCACAGGUGUUCCUAGACCAAAACUAACCUGGACAUUGGAUGGCCAAAAACUUCCAUUGGGUAUUAAUCAAAGGAAAUUUGAGAGAGACUCAUUCUUGGAAUCAUUCCUGGAAAUGCAGAGAGCAACAAAAGAAAUGGCAGGAACAUACAAGUGUACAGCAGAAAACAAAGCAAAUAGAACAAGUUAUUCCACAACACUUCAAGUAUUUGGUAGGUUCAAUAAUAAUAAUGAUUAUGAUAAUAAUAAUAAUACUGACUGGGAUGAUGAUGAUUGUAAUAAUGAUAGUAAUAGCAAUCUUAAUUUUAAUAACCAUUAAGGUAAUGAUGGUGAUGGAUCCACUGCAAGAAUAAUAAUCAAUGAUACCUUCCUCGCAAAAUAUGAGGUGAAACUGGUGGGUCGUGGCUAAAGGUUGCCCAAGAAGAUUGCAGUGUUUACAUUCAAGAUCUAGAUAUCUAUGUACCUGUGAGGAUUAUCUCAUCAUAACUCUUUCUGAUUUUUCUUUAUAGUUCCACCACAUUUAAAUCCUGAACUCAAGAAUCUUUCAGUUCCACUGAACUCCACACUUGAAACAGACUGUUUUGAAAGGGGCGACCUUCCAGUAUUUGUCAAUUGGACCAAGGAUGGAAAAGCUCUUGGUAACAACAAUACAUUAGUUAUUAAGCGGGUGACUUUUGAUGAUGGAGGUUUCUAUGAAUGUGCUGCUGAAAAUCUAGUUGGAAAAGUUAACAUCUCCUUCUGGAUUGAUGUUACUGGUAAAUCAAAAUCAUUUUAUGAAAAUUUACAAACAGUGAUUGGUUAGUUCACAUUGUAGAUUGCUGUACUACCAAGUGAUAGGUCAAGCCUUGAACUGCACCAACACAGGGUCUAAAAUAGAUGAGGAGAAUAUGCUACCUUUGCUAUGACAUUGGCAAAUGGAUGGGCAUUCUAGUUUCUUGGAUAAGGAGGAUAAACCAGAAGCCCCAUCUCCUGCAUCUUCUCAGCACUGGUUAGCAGGAGACUUUAAUGAACCCACAGACUUCUUGCAAAGAGUAGGGAACAUAGCUCCUGGUGUUCAGGUCUAGCCUUGUCAUUGCAGCUUUGAGCUGAACUGGGCCAGCCUAGCUAAAUAUCCCACAUUCACACAUACAUACAUACAUACAUACAUACUCCAUUUUACUCUUGCAUUUUAAUCUUUUAUCAACAUUUCUGAAGCUGAACUCAACUUCAAAGGAAAAGAUAGUAGCUUUUUGGAGAUACUUUUGUUUAUGUUGGACAUUUGAAUAGUAUUUCCACAAGCUGAGUUUAUUCAUUUGUUUAUUAAUUUAUCUUUCAUUUGGAUACGUAAUUCCUAUUGAUAUCUUAAUACAAAAUGGACAAUUGCCUUCUGCAUAUGAGUAUAAAUUAAUUUUUUUAUUUUAGUUAUAUCCCCUACAGCCCCUCUUUGCAAAAAGGAAAAUUCAGCUUUAUCGGAGCAUACAUGCCUAACCAACCAUACAAUUGGGUGGGAUAAUUCUAAAAUUAUCACCACUAAUCGGCGUUACCACCAGCGCCUUUGUUUGGAGGCUUGGCAUAUUAACUCUGCCCACGCUCCUUUAAAUCGUGAUGAUGGCGGUUUGCUUCCUGACGCCUAUUUACACCUCAUCAGAAAAUAGGCCACUAAUUAGUGAUCAUAUAAAAGGACCUCUUGUUUCAGCGUUUAGAUCACCCCUGAUGAAGGCACUAGGCAGGAGUGUCGAAACGUUGGGUCUAUGAAUUGUAACUUCUUCAGUUACAUUCAUUAAAUCUGCAAACCAGAGUAGCAUCAAGCUAUGUCUGACUGCCAGAUUACUCGUGGUUAUUCGAUUUUAUUUUGAAAACUUAUGUUGAACAUCAGUGGUGCUCUUUUCAUUUUCAGUGUCUCCUCAGAUUUUAUUGUCUCCGGUAAACCAAUCUGUUAGUGAUGGAGACCCAGUCAACUUUACUUGCCGUGUCACAGGUGUUCCUAGACCAAAACUGACCUGGACAUUGGAUGGCCGAAAACUUCCAUUGGGUAUUAAUCAAAGGAAAUUUGAGAGAGACUCAUUCUUGGAAUCAUCCCUGGAAAUGCAGAGAGCAACAAAAGAAAUGGCAGGAACAUACAAGUGUACAGCAGAAAACAAAGCAAAUAGAACAAGUUAUUCCACAAAACUUCAAGUAUUUGGUAGGUUCAAUAAUUAUAAUGAUUAAGAUGAUAAUAAUUCUGACAGGGAUGAUAGUGAUAGUAAUAAUGAUAGUAAUAGCAAUCUUAAUUUUAAUAGCCAUUAGGGUAAUGAUGGUGAUGGAUCCACUGCAACAAUAAUAAUCAGUGAUACCUUCCUCACAAAAUAAAGGUGAAACUGGUGGCUAGUGGCUAAAGUUUCCCAAGAAGAACUGACAGCUUGUUAAGAAUGAGAUGGAGUCUUGAUACCCCUGGAAUUUCCCCAAGACAAUAGAGUCAAAGAUUGCAAAUACAAACUUAUGUUCCAAAGAAAAAUACUGUAAUGAAUUGUGGGAAAGAUAAUUGUUGUGCGCGCACCAUUUACUAGUUGUUUAAGAUGACUCUUCCAUAUAAUCACUUUGUGACAUUUUGUUAUGGUCACUCUGAUCAUCUUGACCUAAAAGCUUUUGAUGACUGCAGUGAUUUGUAGCUUUUUAUGGGGAAACAUGUCUUGAUAAUGAAAAACAAAGGGCAGGGUCUUAGUUUAUUUAUUGUAAAUUCGGUUGAAUGGGGUCUGAGAUCCUUUGGCAAAUCUUCAGAAACAUUUUGGGCAAGUAUUUCAAACCCUCUUUGAAAUCUUACUAAGGUAUUUUGAGUAAUUUUUUUUUACGAAAACCAAGUUAUGUACACAGUAUCUCUUUCUCAACACAGAAAGAUCCACUGCCAAACUAAGUCCAAAUCCAUACCCAACCAUCACUCAAGGUGAUAAACUUAGGUUAACUUGUAGCGUCAACAAAGCAACAGUAAAUAUCACUUGGAAAAAAGAUGGAGACCCAAUGAAAGAAAGGGCAGUCAUUGAUACACAGUUGGAUGAGAGAACAAGUUAUCUGGUCAUUGCAAAGGUUGUGGAGGAGGACAGUGGUGAAUAUUCCUGUGAAGCUCUUAACAGACUAGGAAAUGUGGACCGCUCCAUUGUCAUGAUAAAAGUCAACCGUAAGCUGGUAUUAUUGUAGUGUAGAAACAAUCUAAAAUUUAACAGCAAUAAAUCAUUUGACUAAAUGGAACCUGAAACUUUUAAGCAUGCUAUUUGCUGUUUUCUCUAUGUUUGUUUCUUUGUUUUGUUUUUGUUGUUGUUUUUUGUGUAUGAAUGCAUGUACGGAUGUUGAGUGUAAGCCUGUAAUUAAAAUAUGGGUCCCCUGGCCUGUAAAAUGCAAUAGAACCUCCAUUUCGAUACCCAAAUAAUUAUCAUCGUUAUUUGUUUGUUUUCUAUUUGGCAAAGGGAAUUGCUCUCUAUCCAUUUAACAAAAAGGCAGGUUAUUUCUUAAUUCAAAACAAGAUUCUUGCUAGGUCUUCUCCAUAUAGUUCUGAUUUACCUUUCUUUGAAUCUCUGCCAUAAAAUAGUAGCCAUUUCUAAUGAGCCAGCAAAGCUCUAGUGAAAAAUAGUAUCCAGAAGAGCUAGCUAAUACUGAGUAACAACCUUUCCCUUCUCAUCACAUGUACUACUUUUUUUAUUUGGCUGAGAACCAUGCAUUUAACUUACACCAACAGCAGUGAGUUCAUUCCUGGUGUGGUAUUAUAUUGUUGGAUCAAUGGCUGCUGUCAUUGUUAUUUUGCUCAUAGGCUGCUUUUUUUGGAAACGUCAAAGGACAGGUAAAGCUCAUUCUACCUAUCUUGUUUAGGGUAAUUUUUCUAGAGAACAGUACGUUGUGUGAGAAGCAAAAAUUUGACCAGGUUAUGUUUACUUCUACUUCACCUCGUAUUUAAAUUGUUCUCCUCAAGUUUGCUAUUAGGUAGGUAUUAUUAUCAUCUCGGUUUGCAGGAAAAAGAAAACCUUAGAGACACUAUUGGCAUGUUUCUACUGUUUCUUGUCUUGUGAUUAUAUCUAAUUUAUAAUCUUCUAUUAACAAUUGACCAAUGUGCAUAUAACAUUUUUAUUUUAAUACUCAAGCUAAGGCAAAACUUCUUUCCUUUUUUAUUCCUUUUUGAUUUGCCAUUUGGACCUACAGCACCUGCUACGGUCCUGUAAGUCAAUUAGUUUGCCUUCUAUUUACUAAAUUGAAUUUUUUAAAAUUUUUUUUUUUUUUAAUGAAGUUGGGGUUUAAAUUUUACUCUCAUGUCAACCAUUCCAUUUGGAAAGUUAACUUGAAUGAUAGUCUGCGUGAACAUUUAAGUCUACAAUUUUAGUUUUUCUGCACAAGAAAAUGUUUUUUUUUUUAUCUUUAGUGGGAUUAUUUUUCCAUAAAUUGAAGAAAUCAGUCAAAUAAUUUUUGAAACUCAAAACUUUUCCAUAACUUCUUUUCCUUGAUCACGUAUACUUUGAUUUAUCAAUAGAAAUUGUAUGAUUUUCAUAAAAUUUAGUCCUGAUCAAGGGGAGGCAGUUGAGAUGGAGCUGUUGAAUGUAGAAGUGGAUGAAUGGGAGAUUGAAGUGAACCGUAUCCUGCUUCAAGAUGUCAUUGGGCGAGGGGCAUUUGGAGCAGUGUGGAGAGCUCUUCUUAGUUCUCCAAAUGGGAGACCUGGAAAUCGCACAGUUGCUGCUAAAUGCUUUACACGUAAGAUCCAUUCAACUACAUGUAUCUCUUCUCAAAGCACGUAG